AUGAUGCUCGGAUUCCUCGCUGUUCUCCUAGCAGUAUCCUGUGCCUGUGCCUCUCCUCCCAGUCGGGCACUCUGGCAGUUUCACAGUUUGAUCAAAUGUGCCAUUCCUAACAGUGCACCCCUGCAAGAAUUUAAUAAUUAUGGAUGUUAUUGUGGACUCGGAGGUGGUGGGACUCCAAAGGAUGCUCUGGACAAAUGCUGUCAGGUCCAUGACAACUGCUACUCGCAAGCCAACACAUACCCCAGUUGCAGUGGCCUUUCAGAUAAUCCAUAUACCAGGAGCUAUGCUUAUACCUGUUCAGGAACAACUAUCACCUGUACAGCUUAUAGUGAUCCGUGUGGCCAGUUUAUCUGUAACUGUGAUCGGGCUGCGGCAAUCUGCUUUUCAAAAUCUCCAUACAACCCUGGCUACAAAAAUUUGGAUAAAAGCAAAUACUGUUAA
Molecule: messenger RNA, 441 nt
Organism: Bufo bufo (common toad)
Lineage: Eukaryota; Metazoa; Chordata; Amphibia; Anura; Bufonidae
Gene: PLA2G1B
Product: phospholipase A2 group IB
Exons: 4
Coding region: 1-441 (146 amino acids)
Biological process (GO): arachidonate secretion; lipid catabolic process; phospholipid metabolic process
Molecular function (GO): phospholipid binding; calcium ion binding
Source: RefSeq, a predicted model, not a curated record